UGUCAGUUUUACUUAUUUAGUUUUACUACUCAUAUAUUCCACACGCACUAUUGGGGUAGAAAAUAUCCGAUUCUGUUUUACACGAUAUUUUACAACUUUUUUCAUAGAUUUUACUGUCAAUUUGCUUUGACGUGUACAUUUGACGACAUUCGUGUGGGUGAUUAGCACAAACGUUUUAUUUAGUGACUUGUUAUUCUGCACGCUGCUUAGACACCGUCCUUCCAAACACGAACAUUUACAAAAAAUUUAAAAUGAAGGGUGAAAUACCAGCCGAUAUUGACUUUCCCGUGUGGGGAUUAUUACCAAAAAAAGAAACUGGAAGUAUAUCCUUUUUAUCAAAAUAUCCUGAUUACGAUGGGAAAGGUAUUGUUAUUGCAAUUUUGGACUCGGGGAUUGAUCCUGGGGCCCCAGGAUUACAGAAAACGUCAGAUGGUAAAAUUAAAAUAGUUGAAAGAUUCGACUGCAGUGGUUGCGGAGAUGUAAAUACGAGUACAAUAGUCAAACCUGAGGAUGGAUAUAUCGUCGGCCUAACAGGUCGGAAAAUGAAAGUUCCGUCAGAAUGGAAAAACCCAUCAGGUGAAUAUAGAAUAGGUGUUAAAAAUGCAUUUUACCUAUAUCCAGACAAGCUAAAAGAGCGCGUAAAAUCAGAAUAUAAGAAAAAAAAUUGGGACGAAGGUCAUCGAAAAAUUAUAAGCGAAGUAAACAGAGAUCUCGCGGAAUUUGAGAGUAGGCACUCUAGCAACAACUUAAAUGAAAACGAAAAAUUAGAAAAAGAGAACUUGGAAGCAAAAUUGGAAAUAUUAAAUCAUUUAGAGCAGAAAUACAAAGAUGCGGGUCCAGCGUACGAUUGUGUUCUUUUUAACGAUGGCGAAAAAUGGAUGUGUUGCGUAAAUACUAGCGAAACAAACGACCUUUCAGAAUGUCCUUUGUUGGGAGAAUACGGUGUAACUCACGAAUACUUGCCGCUGACGAAAACGGAUAACUUAAAUUUUAGUUUCAAUGUUCAUGAUAAUGGCAAUAUUCUCGAGUUGGUCGGCGUGUGUUCAAGUCAUGGCACUCAUGUAGCUUCGAUUGCUUCCGCGUAUUUCCCAGAGUCUCCCGAACAAAGCGGCGUAGCCCCGGGGGCUCAGAUUAUCUCGCUUACAAUUGGGGAUGGUCGAUUGGGGUCCAUGGAAACUGGCACUGCAUUAGUAAGGGCGAUGAUAAAAAUUAUAGAACUGAAGCAAAAAAUGGAUAUUCAUGUUAUUAAUAUGAGUUAUGGUGAACACGCUCAUUGGGUUGACACUGGGCGUAUUGGCGACUUGGUUAAUGAAAUAGUAAACAAAUACGGAGUUAUCUGGAUUUCAUCGGCUGGAAACAAUGGCCCCGCAUUGGGCACUAUAAGCACCCCAUCUGAUAUUAAUGAUGAACCUAUCGUCAGUGUGGGAGCAUAUGUAUCCCCAGAAAUGAUGGUUGCCGAGUAUGCAAUGAGACAAAAGUUGCCAGGCAGCCCUUAUACGUGGUCUUCGCGAGGUCCUACCAUCGAUGGUGGCAUAGGAGUUCACGUGUGUGCCCCAGGAGGUGCUAUAACAUCUGUACCCAACUUUACACUACGAUACAACCAAUUAAUGAAUGGAACGUCUAUGGCAUCUCCAAAUUGCGCAGGUUCUGUGGCUAUUAUCCUAUCAGGUCUGAUUCAACAAAAAAUACCUUAUUCCCCGUAUUUGGUGCGCAAGGCUUUAGAAAAUACGGCCAGUUUCAUUGAAGGAAUAGAGAUCCCCGCUCAAGGCGCAGGUCUUAUUCAAGUUGACAAAGCGUUUGACUAUUUAAUUACCUAUCAUAACGUAAUUGAAAGAGACGUACGUUUUCAAAUACAAUGCGGUUCAUCAAAUUCCAAGGGUAUUUACCUGCGAACCAAAUUACAUACGAAUUCGCAUAUAUUUAAAGUUAGCGUCGAACCUCAUUUUCUAAAUGAAGAUGAAGUACCUGCUGACAAAAAAAUUAAUUUCAACAUAAAACUAGUUUUGACCUGCAGCAGUCACUAUGUAGAAUUUCCAAAACAUCUGGACUUAUCGAAUUUCAGUAGGAUGUUUUCUGUGAAGAUAGAUACCUCAUCCUUGGCUGAAGGAUUACAUAGUACGUUUAUAAAUGCAUACGAUAUUAACUGCGUAGCUAAGGGUCCCGUAUUUAAAAUUCCAAUAACAAUUAUCAAACCCAAAGAAGUAACUGAACCCAAAUAUUUGGUCAGUUAUACUAAAGUACCUUUUAAACCAAAUACCAUAAGGCGGUACUAUUAUGUAGUGCCGGAUGUAGCAACAUGGGCUGUACUAAAACUGACUUCCGAUGAUGACAAUGGUCGCUUUGUUAUUCACACAUUACAAUCACUGCCAAGACAACACUGCAAAGCUUUGGAAACCAACAAAACCAUUGCAGUAACAUCAAAGACUGAGUCUUAUGUUACUUUCCAAGUGAAAGGUGGAUAUGUGCUUGAAUUGGUUAUAGCAAAAUAUUGGGCAAACCUUGGAGAAGUCAAUUUAGAUUACUCGAUACUGUUUUACGGAGUUAAACCCAAUCAACCUCUCGUUAACAUGCACUCUGCAGAUGGUAUUUAUAUGGUCGAGGUCAAAACCUUGCAAGGGGAAGAGAUAUCGCCUACAAUCACGCUUAAAAAUUCCGUACAGAUCCUCAAGCCUUCGGAAGCAAAAAUCGCGCCAUUAACAAGUCGUGACGUCAUACCUCCUAACCGGCAAAUAUACGAGUUGGUCUUAGUGUACAACUUUAAUUUAUCCAAACAAUGUGAGGUGUCGCCUAAUUUGGCACUCCUGAGCUAUAUGCUGUAUGAAUCAGAAUAUGAAUCGCAACUCUGGUUGCUUUACGACUCCAAUAAACAAUUAUUAGGAUGUGGAGAUGCAUAUCCUUCGAAAUAUACCAUUAAAUUGGAGAAAGGUGAUUAUGUUAUUCGUCUACAAGUUAGACAUGACAAAAAAGAAUACCUAGAAAAAAUAAACGAAGCUCCCUUAUUACUGCAACAGAAACUAGCUAGUAGUAUAACAAUGGAUGUGUAUCUAUCAUAUUCGCAAGCCCUUAUUGGAGGAAAAAAAGCUGGCGUUACACAUAAUUCAAAUCCAUACACAAACGUGCCUUUGUACAUCGCUCCGCUGGCCGAUAAAUUUCAGGUGAAAUCAAACAAUCCAGCACAUUAUUUAACUGGUUAUAUUACUUAUUCCAAAGAUGAAUCUGGGAAAAAAGUAGAUACUUAUCCUAUUAAAUAUGUUCUUACAGAUACUAGCAGUCCUAAGAAGGGCGGCGGGUCUAAUGGAAACGUUAAUAACGCCCAAGCGGAAAAGUCUAAAUUGGAAGAGUACAAUGAGUCGCUGAGGGAUAUACAGACCAGUUGGAUUUCUAGACUUGAUAAAGAAUCAGCUGAAAAGUUAUAUGAAGACCUACAGAAGAGUCACCCCAACCAUCUUCCAAUUCACUCUGCCUAUCUGCAAGUGAUAGACCCGGUAGACAAAAAGUUUAACGUUAAAAAGAAUCCUACUAGUGAGGAGCUUAACAAAAUCAUCGCCAUUUGCAACAAAGUAUUAGAAAAUGUCAAAGAGGAAACUGUUUUAGCUUACAUAGCAACAAAGACUGACUCUCGCCCAGAUGCGUCCAAAUAUAAAGCUCAAAUGGAGCAACAAAAAAAUGUUUAUCUGGAAUGUCUAUCUAGAAAAGGAGUAGCACUGUGUAGGUUAAGUUUGAUUUCCAAUGGCGCUGAAUCUAAAGAGUUGGAAAUAGCCAACAUUUGGAAAUCGCUUUUAAAAUUUGUUGACCCGACCGAUGCAAAGUUUUUGACAUCCCACGUGCUAUACUUUGCGUUAUGUCACUCGUUCAUCAAAGGACAUUUUGGAAGAUUUUUGAAGUAUUUGUAUAAAAUGCAAGAAGAUAAACCGACUGAAGAAACGGAGAAGAAAAUAAUUGAAAUUUGUCAGCAACUAAAUUGGACACAUGUGAAAAAUUAUCUGGAAAGGCAACUACCUUCCAAGUACCCUAAUGCUUAUAAACCUUUCUAAUAAUCCUGAAUACCUUAUAUUAAUUGUAAAUUACAAAUUUUCUUUUGAUUUUAUGUUCUAUAUAUAUAAAUAUAUUUAAAAUCGACUGUGGUUGAAUCGAUUUAUUAAACAAGCGAGUCUGUGA
Molecule: messenger RNA, 4158 nt
Organism: Cylas formicarius (sweet potato weevil)
Lineage: Eukaryota; Metazoa; Arthropoda; Insecta; Coleoptera; Brentidae
Product: tripeptidyl-peptidase 2
Exons: 12
Coding region: 252-4034 (1260 amino acids)
Biological process (GO): proteolysis
Cellular component (GO): cytosol
Molecular function (GO): serine-type endopeptidase activity; tripeptidyl-peptidase activity
Source: RefSeq, a predicted model, not a curated record